Molecule: messenger RNA, 1209 nt
Organism: Trypanosoma cruzi
Lineage: Eukaryota; Euglenozoa; Kinetoplastea; Trypanosomatida; Trypanosomatidae
Exons: 1
Coding region: 1-1209 (402 amino acids)
Source: RefSeq, a predicted model, not a curated record
AUGAGCUCCAAGUAUGAUCGUGUGAAAGUGAGGGUACAUCUUGGUGGCGAACACUACUACACGCUAUCACGCUUUACGCUCUCAAAGAUGUUGACAUUCUGCAAGCUCCCAGUCACAGUGGCGGUAAAGGUGAGCCUAGAUCUGAAGAAGCUCCUUGUGGAUCAGGAGAAACUCGAGAUAUCGCAGGCGGAGCUCGAGGCCGCUACUUUUCUCAUGAUGGCACAGUACGGCUAUGGCGAAGCACACGCACAACUCUUCCCUGUGAUUACACGCUUCUACGUGGAGCGCGUUCCUCUUGUCAUUCUCAUUGCAGGAAGUGGAUACUGUGGAAAGACCGCCAUUGCGCAUAGCUUGGGCUCCAAGCUCAAUACACAUAAUGUCGUGAGCACUGAAGUGUUGCUUGAAAUAGCCAGCUCCAUUUAUAAUGGUUUCUCCACAUCGUCUCUCUCCACUGGGAGUCAUGUGGCUGGUCAGGCUUUUUGGCCGCAACCCGAAGAAAAAUCUUUGUGGCUUCGUGAAACUGAGACGGAAGAGGAGUUUGUUUCCACAUGGUGUACGUGGUCGGAAGCUAUUUUUCCGCUUGUUGAGGAAGAGUUAAAUAAGGCUGUAACGGAGGGCAAGGUUCUUAUUCUGGAGGGAAGCCUUCUUAAUCUGGCUGCGCACAGGCCGUACCUUCUGCGGGAAUUCCAGCGAAGUCAUGGUGCCAUUGUGGUUGCUUUUUAUGUCACUUCAGAUGAUGCCUCCUGCCGAUUUUUUGUGGAGCGAUUUCUCUCUUCCUGUUACGCUUUUCUUCCGUCCCCCUACAGGAGCGACGGGGCCGCUGCAGUGGCGUGGAUGAUGCAGCGCUUGAAGGCCGUGGCUGAAGUACAAAAUCAGUGGUUUGCUGAUGGAGGUAGCGGCAGUGGUGGUGGUGGUGGCAUGGAGCGUUGUUGGAUUUGUGGUGAACGGAGCGGUAAUUCCAAGUUGGCCCAAACUUCUGCAUGUGACGGAAACGAGAUGUGCGUCCGUGGUGCUGAGGCGAGCCUGUCACCGCCACCAUCAGCGACAUCUUCAUCGGCCGUAGAGUUUCCGGAAGGGGCUGAGGAAACCGUUCAUGUGCACUUUGUGAAUUGCUCCGUGGAGACACCGUUGGAGACCUCCGAUGUGAUGCAGGAGCUCGUACUAGAGAGAAUCAUGUUGGAGCUCCGCCAAAGGAAAUCAUUGCUGUAG